AUGUUACUGCCGCUGCUAGCUGCUGGAUUCUUCACAAGCCAGUUCGCCUACGUCGAAAUGGUAACAGCGAAAUUUUUUGUUAAUUCGGCUAAAUUCGCUGCGAAAGCGCUCCGUGGUGCUCUGAUGAUGAAAGGUGCCUCCCAAAGCUAUGCAUUGUCGGACGGCGAUUUGGUUGAUGAGAUGGAGCUGGAGGAAAACGAACUCGUGAAGCAAUUUGCAUUACUGCCAGAAUUUGGAAGAAUAUCGAAAGAGAGCAUCUUCGAGCAAGGGGAAACUAGAGAUUUCCUGCAAUUUUUGCGCAACAUCCAGUACGAUCACCGGCAACUACCUGAAAACGAUAAUGGAGAAGCCGUUGAUAUCCAUAUUUCGAUCGUCAUCAGCAACAUCCGUGCUGUCUCUGAAGUGAACAUGGUAUGUCAAAAUCAAUUACCACCUAGAAAUAGUACUUUUAAAUCAUGCAGUCUGAAGGCUUAG
Gongylonema pulchrum is the source of this 474-nucleotide messenger RNA. NCBI's taxonomy places the organism in Eukaryota, Metazoa, Nematoda, Chromadorea, Rhabditida, Gongylonematidae. The record is from the annotation of a GenBank genome assembly.